GUACAUGCACACAGUUUGAGCAGAGAAGUAGCAGAGCAAAGCAGAAACGGUAGUCGAUGAUAAUAUGCGCCUUUUACGGUUUUUCAUUUCAAUUUGGAAUGCUCAACGAGAACGAACGCUUUUGUGCAACAACGCUCGAAUAAAUAUUUUUUUGUAAAUUAGACCCUCCGAUAAAUAAAAUAAACGAACAACGAUAACAAUAGUUGAGUUUCAGCGACGAAUGUACAAUCACAUUUUCAAGUGAAAUAGUAAUUGAAAAAUAAACUUUUUACCAAAAAAAAAAAAAUUAAAGUUCAUUUGCUCGUUUGCGUGUUUAUCAUAUGUUGAUUCAAUUCUAAGUUUUCUUUAAAUACGAUAUAAAUAAACAAGUUUUUUUUUCUUCGAAAGACACUUUUCGUGCCAUUUAAAUUUCGCAUUUUGAGAAAUUUUUGGUGAUUUAAAUUCAGUGACUGCAGCAGUAAUCGAUUCCAGUUUUCACCAAACGGGUGAUCUUUGACGCAGUUAUGGUCUAUUUUAUUUCAUCUGGUAUGCAACCACGUAGCCCAUCAGGCGUUCCACUAACGUCGAAAAGUCCAAUUAUGGAAACAGCAGCAAAUAGUACACAUUCAAUAACAUCCUCACCACUAUCAUCGCCAUCAAUUAUGACAAUUUCGCCAUCGAACACAUCGGCACAACAGCCAUCGCAGCAACGAACAUCAUUGCCGUUGAAAUUUUCAAUAGCAAAAAUUAUGGAACCCGAUUCAAAACGAUCAUCGUCCAGCCCAGUGUCCAGUGCAACAGUUCGUAAUGCAAUGGCCGACGAUGACUCCAGUUCAGCAUCUGAUGUUGAAGUCAUUUCAAUGUCAUCGUCCACCACUUAUGAUUCAGCAUUCAAAAAAUAUAUACCAAAAUCGACGGCAUCUUCAUCGAUCCCAUCGACCAUUGGCGGUAUUCAAGAUAGAGUACAACAUUUUGUGAGCAGCCGACAUCAGGAAUUAAUUAAUCAAUAUCCAUUACUUUAUUAUCCGGGUCAAUUGAUGUGCGCUGCUGCCCAAUAUGCUGCCCUCACACAACACACAAAUGCCGUUUCAUCGUUGCUUAGCGCUAAUGCAGCGCAACCACCAUUCGAUCUUAGAUCGUUAAGCUCAUCGAUUUCACAUUUUCAAUCACAAUCGAUGCGACAAUCAAUUCUAAACGAAAAACUCUCACCUUCGCCCAUUUCACCGACAUCGUCUAACAAUUUACCAACGCUACGCAACAAUAUUACACCACCAAAAAAUCAUUCGCCAUCAUCAACGGGAAGUGCCAGCGCCAAUUCAAAUGCCGCCAAUCAGAAACAAAAAACAUUCGCUUGCCCGGAAUGCGGCAAAGUGUUUAAUGCCCAUUAUAAUUUAACGCGUCACAUGCCGGUUCAUACGGGUGCAAGACCUUUUAUCUGCAAAAUUUGCGGCAAAGGCUUUCGUCAGGCGUCAACUCUAUGCCGUCAUAAAAUUAUUCACACCUCCGACAAACCGCACAAAUGCCAAACAUGCGGAAAAGCAUUCAAUCGUUCAUCAACGCUAAAUACGCACAUUCGAAUUCACAACGGCUACAAGCCAUACAAAUGUGAAUACUGCGGCAAAGGUUUCCACCAAAAGGGCAACUAUAAGAAUCAUAAGCUAACGCACAGCGGUGAAAAGGCGUAUAAAUGUAACAUUUGUAACAAGGCUUUCCAUCAAAUUUACAAUUUAACAUUCCACAUGCAUACACAUAACGAAAAGAAACCGUACACCUGUAGCGUAUGCUUCAAAGGAUUCUGUCGUAAUUUUGAUUUGAAAAAGCACAUCCGAAAGAUCCAUACCGAAACUGGUUCGUCGCGGAAUCGAUUGUUUGCCAGUCAUUUGGGUCAACAUGCGCUUCGGCAACGGGUCACCCGAUCAGCCACAACGAAUCCACCGGUCACCGUUGAAAGUUCACAGCAUUCAUCAAUUUGGCAGGCAACAAACCUAAUCGGAUCAUCGAGUAUUAUGCGUGGCAACAUGCAAUCGUCGCCAAACGAUGGGCCUCGAUCACCAAAUGCCGAUUAUCAAAUGCCACCUUUUAUUCUUCCCGGCCAAAUCAAUGGCAAUGAAAAAAUCGAUUCAAAUGCUCCGUUCAUCGCCAAAGUAUUUUGACAUCGAUACUAUACAAAUAACGGAAAGUAUAUGUCGAUGAAUUAAAAUAAAUUUUGGAUGUGCAUAGUAUUUUUUGUUCGUUCAUUUGAGUAAAAGGAAAAAAAAAACAUUUAGAUUGAUUUCAAUUUUCCAGUGCAAUAUAAAAAUUUACAUGAAAAACACAUUGAUAGAAAAGGAAUUUUACUUUCAUUUUUCUCAUAUUUAAAAUGAGGAUUUUUCGAUUUUAAGAUAGUUUCAAGUACACAUAAAAAUAAAUUCCUCAUUUUCUUUCUCGCUUCACAUUUAUUGCGCAAUACCAUUUUCUCACCUCAUGUAGAUAGCUCCAGAAUUGUAAGAGAAUAAAAAGAAAGAAAACAUGAAUUGAUCCAAUUUAGUGAAUUAUUUUUCUUCUUUCUUUUAAAUGAAUCUAGUGGAUUCAUAGGUGUGUAAGUGCAAAACACAAAAAAAAAAAACUAUAU
Messenger RNA from Contarinia nasturtii (swede midge), 2590 nucleotides. Its product is annotated as fez family zinc finger protein erm-like. Gene Ontology annotation, cellular component: nucleus. Gene Ontology annotation, biological process: regulation of transcription by RNA polymerase II. The record is from RefSeq and is a predicted model, not a curated record. Gene Ontology annotation, molecular function: DNA-binding transcription factor activity, RNA polymerase II-specific; RNA polymerase II cis-regulatory region sequence-specific DNA binding. The transcript is spliced from 4 exons. NCBI's taxonomy places the organism in Eukaryota, Metazoa, Arthropoda, Insecta, Diptera, Cecidomyiidae. Bases 504 to 2132 code for a protein of 542 amino acids.